AUGGAAAACAGACUGAUAAAUCUGGAAACGGAAAUUAAAUUGAAAGUAAGCGCUGAACAAGUGAAUGACAUUGUAAAAUCGUUGAUUGGUUCAUGUGUCACUAAUGAAGCUAAAAUUGAUAUUGAAAAAUCUGUGGAGUUAAAAGUAGCAGAAAUUAGGGACAGCUCCAGCAGGGAGAAAAAUAUUAUUAUUCAUGGAGCACCAGAAUGCAAAGAGCGACUUCCUUCUUCUCGUAAAGAAGCAGACACCUUGUUUGCCAAAGAACUUGCAGAUUAUUUACGCACAAGCACUGGCUGCAUUGGUAAAGUGAUGAAAAUUGGUAAACAAUCAGAUGAUUUAGAGAAACCAAGGCCUAUGAAAGUUUGUUUAAAUAAUACCGAAGACAAGAAGAGUUUCAUGAUAAAUCUGUCGAAGCUGAAGAAUGCAGAAGAAGGAAGCAAAUUCUGCAACAUCAGUGUGACCCAUGAUAUGACAAAGUCCGAGAGGGAACUUAACAAAGCUAUGUUUAGAGAAGCAAAAGAGAAAACAGAAAAGGACUAA
This is a messenger RNA of Lottia gigantea (owl limpet), 540 nucleotides long. RefSeq lists its product as hypothetical. NCBI's taxonomy places the organism in Eukaryota, Metazoa, Mollusca, Gastropoda, Lottiidae. The record is from RefSeq and is a predicted model, not a curated record. The transcript has a single exon. Bases 1 to 540 code for a protein of 179 amino acids.